Mangifera indica (mango) is the source of this 747-nucleotide messenger RNA. Its product is annotated as NAC domain-containing protein 19-like. Gene Ontology annotation, biological process: regulation of DNA-templated transcription. Lineage: Eukaryota; Viridiplantae; Streptophyta; Magnoliopsida; Sapindales; Anacardiaceae. Gene Ontology annotation, molecular function: DNA binding. The transcript has 3 exons. Bases 1 to 747 code for a protein of 248 amino acids. The record is from RefSeq and is a predicted model, not a curated record.
AUGGUACCAACUGGGUUCAGGUUCAAUCCAACUGAUGAAGAGGUCAUCCAAAUAUUAGAAACAAAAGCUUCUGGUCACCAAAUGCCUCUUCAUUUCAAUUUCAUUGUUGAGAGAAAUGUUUAUGAGCAUGAACCUCAACUUCUUCAAUGGGAACACAGCUUGGUUGUGGGUGAAAACGAGAAAUAUUGUUUCUGCACUAAAAAGAAUGAGUCUCGAGGAGUGGGAGGUCGAGGAUGGUGGAAAGCGACAAGCCAUGUUAAGAAAAUUUAUGAUAAAAAUAUGAAUUUGAAGGGUUACAAGAGGCCUCUAACAUUUUUCAGGUUUAUUGAUAAUGAAAGAAGGCGUGACAAAGCUGUGAAAACCAAUUGGAUCAUGCAUGAGUAUAAUCUCCACUCCUACACAACGGAAUGGAGACUUUGUAAGAUCAAAUACAAAGGAAAACCAAGUGUGCAAGAGGAGUUGGAGAAUAUCAGAAAUGUAUACAUUGGGAAUGAAUUUGAAGGUGGUCAUGGGAGUAGUAGUUCAACAAUGAAUUCGCAGCCAAAUUCUGUUAGUGAUCAUCAACCAAAUUCUGUUGGUGAUCAUCAACAGCAGCAGCCACAAGCCAGCUUCCAUGAGCAACUAGACAAGGUUUAUGAACUAAUUUUGAGUGAAAAUUUUUACUCCAAUCCUCAACAUUUGGAGAACCAAGAUGGUGAUGUUUCAGAUGAAUUCAUAUUUACUAGUCUUUGGAGUUGGCGAACUUAA